Neltuma alba is the source of this 1471-nucleotide messenger RNA. Its product is annotated as protein YIPF1 homolog. Gene Ontology annotation, molecular function: small GTPase binding. The transcript has 6 exons. NCBI's taxonomy places the organism in Eukaryota, Viridiplantae, Streptophyta, Magnoliopsida, Fabales, Fabaceae. The coding region runs from base 193 to 1002 and encodes 269 amino acids. The record is from RefSeq and is a predicted model, not a curated record. Gene Ontology annotation, biological process: vesicle-mediated transport. Gene Ontology annotation, cellular component: membrane; Golgi apparatus.
AGUCAGAGGUGAGCGGAGCGAAGAGUUCUUCCCAGCAAUCCCGUUCCCGGCCCAGGACCUGCACCAGGGGUUCCCUCUUCUCUGGUCUCGUCUCCUGAGUCCCUCUCAGGAAUUCCCGCUCAGUUUUUAAUCUCAUAGCUUCCAUGCCUUCUUCUGUUUGAGCUGCGAAGCUUCUGUUUUUCUCCCUACGCGAUGGAGGAGUCCUACACCGGUCUUCCCACUAGCCAUUUGCUCGGUUCAGUUCCUGCUGUCGUAGCUGAAGAAAAGAAUACCACAAACCAUGAGGUCCCUGGAGCAAAUAUGCAAAUAUUCCCUCCAAACAAUGGAGGAGACAGAGGAAGGGGAUACCAAACUCUUGGAAGUCCAACUGAAGCAUUUGAGCAACAGCCAGCAAACAACUGGAGGGGAGUCUUCAGUAUCUCAUCAUACACACAGUAUUUCAAUGUGGAUACAGAUCUAGUCUUGAACAGAUUGAUGAGUUCCAUGAAUCCAGUUGCUGGAGAUUUUUUUAGCAAGAUAGAUGCUAACCCUGAUUUAUACGGGCUUAUAUGGAUCUCAACAACAUUGGUUUUUGUGCUUGCUUCACUGGGAAAUCUGGCAACGUAUCUUAUGGAAAAACAAACAGAUAAGAGCACUUCAUGGAGCUUUGAUGUCAGCUAUGUCAAUGUGGCUGCAUGUUCUAUCUAUGGCUAUGCAAUAGCUGUCCCACUGGCAUAUUAUUUCUUGCUUCAGUAUCUGGGUUCAAAUUCUAGCCUUAUUCGGUUUUGGUGCAUGUGGGGGUAUUCCCUUGCCAUUUUCAUCCCAUCCUCUUUUCUGAUGCUUAUCCCUCUUGAGAUUGUCCGGUGGCUUGUAAUAAUCCUUGUCGGUACUGCCUCAGCUAGCUUUGUUGCCCUGAACCUCAGGUCUUACGUAGAAGGCAGUGAUGUCUCGGUUAUGAUAAUAGCGGCAUUUUUCUUGCAAAUAGCUUUGGCAGUCUUCAUCAAGGUCUGGUUCUUUGGAUGAGCUUGAUGUGCCCGGACCGAGAAGAAAUCCUAAGCCACUGUCACACGAAGCUUACUCCGCAGGUUAAUUUGCUUAAAACAAUGAGUGGAAUUUCUCGAACAGAAUGGUUGUGUAUUUUGGAUUUGCUAAUAUAUAGGAGAAAGAGUGACUGAGUGGUGCAAAGUAGGUUCUGCAAUCUGUCGUGCUUUCUGUCGCUGUUCGGUCUGAAAUUUCAUUUUAUCAGUUUGGGGAGCUGCAUUGUAGAAGACCAGUAUGUUUUGUUCUUUUCCUAGAAAACAACAGUAUUUUGGAAAAGGGAAAAAAUGAUGGGUGUAAUUUUUUUUUUUUUUUUGGGUAGUAUCAGGGCAGUGUUUUACCUCUGAUCGUCUUGAAGCUGUAUUGCAUCCUUGUAAAUGUGUGAUGUCUAGAGAGACGUAUGAUUGGUAUGGGAUGCACUGCGGUUUUCUUUUCUCUAUUCUCACUUUCUAAA